Molecule: messenger RNA, 2712 nt
Organism: Chrysemys picta bellii (western painted turtle)
Lineage: Eukaryota; Metazoa; Chordata; Testudines; Emydidae
Gene: PRIMPOL
Product: primase and DNA directed polymerase
Biological process (GO): response to UV; mitochondrial DNA replication; replication fork processing
Cellular component (GO): nucleus; mitochondrial matrix
Molecular function (GO): chromatin binding; DNA-directed DNA polymerase activity
Source: RefSeq, a predicted model, not a curated record
GCGCAGGCGCAGGCGCAGGGCGGCCGGUUCAAACGCGGCCAGGCGGGCUCUGAGCGCGGGACUGGGCGAGUCUGUUUCUUCCCCCAGAGUUCCUACCACGUGCUUACUUUAUGUGAUUAGAAGUCCAAAGGUUGAGUGAUAGUGAGCACUGCUGGGCAAAAUGUCUUUACUGAGUACUGGACAAAUGAAGAGAAAAUGGGAAGAAAGAUUGAAGAAUGUUGAUGAACUAGCAUCUCAAUAUAAAAGAAAGCCACUUUGCCCUGUUUACAGGCCACAGCUGUCCAAACCAUGGCAACCGUGCUCUGUUUGGAAUCUGUUUCGUCGACAAGCUCAAGCUUUUAACUAUGCAAAAACCUGUAAGGAGGAUGUUCAUGUAUUUGCUUUGGAAAUGAACACAGAAGAUGGACAAAGGUAUUAUCUUGUGACAACAUAUACAGAGUUUUGGUUUUAUUACAACAAAGAACAUAAAACAAGACUUAUGCAUUGCUAUGAAGUUAUUCCUGAAAAAGCUGUUUGCAAACUGUAUUUUGAUUUGGAGUUCUAUAAACCAGUGAAUCCUGAAGCUGAUGGCAAGAAGAUGAUUGCAAAGUUAAUUGAGCUUGUUAGUAAAAAGCUGGAAGAACUUUAUGGAGUUAAAUGUUCAGUUGAAGAUGUCUUGAACUUAGAUUCCAGCACUGAUGAAAAAUUUAGCCAUCACUUAAUAUUUCUGCUUUACAAGACAGCAUUUAAGGAUAAUAUUCAUGUUGGUAAUUUUGUGAAAACAGUUUUGCAACCUGCUCUUGUUUUAACUGAAAAUAAAGCUGAUGCUCUGAUUCUAGAAGACGGGGCGGACAGUGUUGCUUCCCAAUCUUCCAAAGCAACAGUUGAAAUAGAUGGUACUGUUGUAAACCUUGGUGCAGCGAAGGAGGCUUCUGGGAAAUGGCAAUCUAAUAUGCACGAAAUGCUGGAAAAUGGAAAACUGCAACAGAAAGAUAAUCCCUAUCUUUCCUUUCUAGUUGUGAAUGAUAAGGAGGGAGGCAAGCAACUUGUCGUCGAUUUGGGAGUUUAUACAAAGAAUAGAAAUUUCCGGCUGUAUAAGUCAUCUAAAGCAGGGAAGCAUGCGACUUUGAAAAUAGCUGAAGAUAACAAGUUUGUUCCUAAACCCAAAAAGAAUAUUUCUGUUGAGGAGCAAUAUUUCCUUUCCUCUUUGGUCUGUAAUGUUAGGUUCUCAGAAAUUGAAAGAGCCCUAACUUGUGACAACCCAGAAGGGAAGGAAAAAAUGCCUAAACAAACAGACAGGAGAGUUGGCAGUAGCACUUCAGAUCCCAUAGAAGGAUAUCAAUAUUCACCCUAUCCAGAAAUUGAUUGUUUUGUCCUUUCUUUAGUUAAUAAAGAGGAUAAUCAUGGAGGGAUACGACGAUGGAAUUAUUUUUCCUUGGAAGAACUCCUUGUUUAUGACAUAUCCAGAUAUCGCUGGUGUAAAAAUAUUGGAAGAGCCCACAAAAGUAACAAUAUAAUGAUUCUGGUAGAUCUAAAAAAAGAAGUUUACUAUCAAAAAUGUUAUGACCCUGUCUGCAGAGCUAAAAACUUCAAAUCAGAAAGUAUUCCAUUACCCGCUGAGAUAUGCCUCCCUUUUCUUUUCAAAGAGGAAGAAUAUGUACUUUUUAUGGAUGAGUGUGGGAACAUAGAAGAAAAAGCAAAAUCACCUAACCUUACAGACUUCUCAGAAAGCACAUCAUUAAGGAUACGUCAAGAAAAUAAGGAGUCUCCUGACAAGCUCUGUUCAAAUACAGAAUGGGACAAUGUGACUGAUGAGGCCUAUUUUCUGGAAGCUAUUGAGGAUGUUGAACUUGCAGAAGCUGCAGACAACAGUCUGACCAAGCAGAACUGUGACUUGGAAGAAAUACCCGAUGAGCUGCUCAUAGAGGUUUUAAGAAAACAAGAAGUUUGUGGUAACAAGAGGCCAAGGACUGAAUAGCUACAGAAACUGAACUAUCCUCUCACCCCUAGAAGUAGCUGCUCCUGGACAGGAAAGAAGCACCAUGGAAGACCCAGGUAGAUCAGUUUACCCUAGUGGUAUCGAUGUUGUGCAGUGUUCUAAAGCUAGACACAGGCUAUCAAGCUGGUACUUCUCAGGAGCACUAAAUUCAAAAUUUAAAAAGAUGCUAAGUGGACAGUGUCAACACUCUCAAAAAGCUUCAUGGACAAUGAUUCAGAUAAAAUUCACUUACUGAGGUGAGGGAUGAAGUGUGGUUAAAACAUGUUUCUUCCCAUAUGUCCAAAUGUUUAGGAUUUUGCCUACAGUCUGUACUGUAUUUUUAGUUACUUUACAAAGGGCAGGCAGGAUCUCUUACCUAUAAGUGGGCCUGCCAAAAGUUUUUAUCUAAAGUAUGGAUUUACCUUUUGAUAAUUUCAUUAUGCUCACCAUCUUCUGUAUGACUUGUUAUAACUAAGCUGUUUUUAAAAAUCUACAUACUAGUUUUAGAAAUAUUUUAUUCAUUACUCAUAGAAUGGUGCAAUAAUUUAUGGAAGCCACUGCUAAGAAUUUAGACAUGACUAUUUGUAAGUUGCCUGUUACAAGCCUAUCUUUAUGCUACUUUAGUUGGAAUUACAACUGAUAUUUAGUGAAAAACCAGUUAUUGCUCAUUCUAAAGAAAAUGUCUACUCUUGUCACUUUGGUAUUUCCAAAUGAUUACUCUGGUAAUCCAAUAAUAAAAUCCUAUUACUUUUAAA